Perkinsus marinus ATCC 50983 is the source of this 389-nucleotide messenger RNA. RefSeq lists its product as hypothetical. Gene Ontology annotation, molecular function: peptidase activity. The annotation marks the transcript as partial. The record is from RefSeq and is a predicted model, not a curated record. The transcript has a single exon. Lineage: Eukaryota; Perkinsozoa; Perkinsida; Perkinsidae.
AUGAGCGUCCGGCGCCAUCCCUUGUGCUCAUUACCAACCACUUCCGUCACGUCGUCCUCUUCCUCCACCGCUUCUAUAGCGUCGUCCAGUUCUAUCUCUGGCGGGGGCAAGCAAGGGAAUAUCAAAGACUUGCUUCCUCCAGAGGUCUCGCAGAACCCCGAGAGCAAUGCGGUGGUCCUCAACGUGUACGACUUGGACCAGGGCAUCGUCCGCCUGAACACCAUUCUGGCUAUGGUUGGCGUUGGUGGUGCCUUCCAUGUAGGCGUCUCUGUCUUCGGUAAGGAGUAUUAUUACUCUGGUAUCGGCCCACCCAAUGGCCCUGAUGAUCUGGAUCCCAGUGGUGUUUACUGGCAUGAGCCGACUCACCAUGACGUCCACGUUUAUCGGCA